Molecule: messenger RNA, 5563 nt
Organism: Pongo pygmaeus (Bornean orangutan)
Lineage: Eukaryota; Metazoa; Chordata; Mammalia; Primates; Hominidae
Gene: PCDHGC5
Product: protocadherin gamma subfamily C, 5
Exons: 1
Coding region: 1-2637 (878 amino acids)
Biological process (GO): homophilic cell-cell adhesion
Cellular component (GO): plasma membrane
Molecular function (GO): calcium ion binding
Source: RefSeq, a predicted model, not a curated record
AUGGGGCCCAAGACACCCCCACAGCUCGCUGGGAAAUGGCAAGUGCUGUGCAUGUUGUCCUUGUGCUGCUGGGGCUGGGUGUCUGGGCAGCUUCGUUACUCAGUGGUGGAGGAGUCUGAGCCGGGGACGCUGGUGGGGAAUGUUGCUCAGGAUCUGGGCUUAAAGAUGACAGAUCUGUUGAGCCGGCGGCUGCAAUUGGGCUCUGAGGAGAAUGGGCGCUAUUUUUCCCUCAGCUUGAUGAGUGGUGCCCUGGCAGUGAAUCAAAAGAUUGACCGAGAAAGCCUAUGUGGAGCCAGCACCAGCUGCCUGCUGCCAGUGCAGGUGGUGACUGAACACCCCCUGGAGCUAAUCCGUGUAGAGGUAGAGAUCCUGGAUCUCAAUGACAACUCUCCUAGCUUUGCCACCCCUGAGCGAGAGAUGCGCAUCUCAGAAUCAGCGGCACCUGGGGCACGAUUCCCACUGGACAGUGCCCAGGAUCCGGAUGUGGGCACCAAUACCGUGAGCUUUUACACUCUAAGCCCCAACAGCCACUUCUCUCUGAAUGUGAAGACCCUAAAAGAUGGGAAGCCAUUCCCAGAGCUGGUGCUAGAGCAGCAGCUGGAUCGUGAAACCCAGGCAAGACAUCAGCUGGUGCUUACUGCUGUGGAUGGGGGGACCCCAGCCCACUCAGGGACCACCCUUAUCUCUGUCAUCGUGCUGGACAUCAAUGAUAAUGCUCCAACCUUCCAAUCCUCAGUUCUACGUGUGGGAAUCCCAGAGAAUGCACCCAUUGGUACUCUGCUGCUCCGCCUCAAUGCCACUGAUCCAGACGAGGGCACCAACGGCCAACUAGACUAUUCUUUUGGAGACCACACAUCUGAGGCAGUGCGGAACCUCUUUGGCCUAGACCCUAGCAGUGGGGCAAUCCAUGUGUUGGGUCCCAUAGACUUUGAGGAGUCACGUUUCUAUGAAAUUCAUGCAAAAGCCCGUGACCAGGGACAGCCUGCCAUGGAGGGCCACUGUGUGAUUCAAGUGGAUGUGGGUGAUGUCAAUGACAAUGCCCCAGAGGUGCUAUUGGCCUCUUUGGCCAACCCUGUCCUAGAGAGCACACCAGUGGGCACAGUAGUGGGGUUGUUUAAUGUGCGAGACCGAGACUCAGGUAGAAAUGGUGAAGUGAGCCUUGAUAUCUCUCCGGACCUGCCAUUUCAGAUUAAGCCUUCUGAGAAUCACUACUCGCUGCUAACCAGCCAGUCUUUGGACCGGGAGGCCACAUCCCACUAUACCAUCGAGCUGCUGGCCAGCGAUGCUGGUUCACCUCCCCUACACAAACAUCUCACCAUCAGGCUCAACAUUUCAGAUGUCAAUGACAAUGCACCCCGCUUCAACCAGCAGCUUUACACUGCUUACAUCCUAGAAAACCGGCCUCCAGGCUCCCUUCUCUGCACUGUGGCUGCCUCAGAUCCAGACAUUGGGGAUAAUGCCCGCCUCACCUACUCCAUUGUAGGAAAUCAGGUUCAGGGAGCCCCAGCCUCCUCCUUUGUGUAUGUCAACCCAGAGGAUGGACGGGUCUUUGCCCAGCGUACCUUUGACUAUGAAUUGCUGCAGAUGCUGCAGAUUGUGGUUGGGGUUCGAGACUCCGGCUCUCCCCCAUUGCAUGCCAACACAUCUCUGCAUGUGUUUGUCCUGGACGAGAAUGAUAAUGCCCCAGCUGUGCUGCACCCACGGCCAGGCUGGGAACACUCAGCCCCCCAGCGUCUCCCUCGCUCUGCUCCUCCUGGCUCCUUGGUCACCAAGGUGACAGCCGUGGAUGCUGAUGCAGGCCACAAUGCGUGGCUCUCCUACUCACUGUUGCCACAGUCCACAGCCCCAGGACUGUUCCUCGUGUCUACACACACUGGUGAGGUGCGCACAGCCCGGGCCUUACUGGAGGAUGACUCUGACACCCAGCAGGUGGUGGUCCUGGUGAGGGACAAUGGUGACCCUUCACUCUCCUCCACAGCCACAGUGCUGCUGGUUCUGGAGGAUGAGGACCCUGAGGAAAUGCCCAAAUCCAGUGACUUCCUCAUACACCCUCCUGAGCGUUCAGACCUUACCCUUUACCUCAUUGUGGCUCUAGCGACCGUCAGUCUCUUAUCCCUAGUCACCUUCACCUUUCUGUCAGCUAAGUGCCUUCAGGGAAACGCAGACGGGGACGGGGGUGGAGGGCAGUGCUGCAGGCGCCAGGACUCACCCUCCCGGGACUUCUAUAAGCAGUCCAGCCCCAACCUGCAGGUGAGCUCGGACGGCACGCUCAAGUACAUGGAGGUGACGCUGCGGCCCACAGACUCGCAGAGCCACUGCUACAGGACGUGCUUUUCACCGGCCUCGGACGGCAGUGACUUCACUUUUCUAAGACCCCUCAGCGUUCAGCAGCCCACAGCUCUGGCGCUGGAGCCUGACGCCAUCCGGUCCCGCUCUAAUACGCUGCGGGAGCGGAGCCAGGUGAGGGGCUCGGCGCCGCCCCGGGCGACCCCUGGGGGCGGCACUGGAGAAGCCGCCCGUCCUCAUAAGGGACUGAACUUGCAUCCACUCCUCUCCGGCCGCCUCGGCCGCUGGCUGCGCUCCACCCGAUUCUCGGGAUCAUUGGACCGUUUGCGCGGAACCAGAGUGGCCGAUUAAGGGAUGGGGCUCCGAGCACCGGGGGGUGGUGGCGACUGCGGGCGAGGGGAGGUGGGACUGACCCCCACCCCUACACUCAAAAAAGGCUGGGGCCCCCUUCGAGCUUCCGGUGAAUUUCGGGCGAUUUCCGCGGGUGUCGGGGAUCCCGGGAGGAGGCAGUCACAGAUCCACCCCUGCAGCCAGCCUCCUAGGCGCCGGCUCCGGCACGCUUCGCGGGUCUGUAGGUUUCCUCUUCGAUUUCUCCCCAGCUCCCAGCAUCUGUGACUUCACUGUUACCCUCCCUAUCCCCGCAUCACCCAACCGCACCUGUCUGCAGGACUUAGGUGUGCGCGCGGGGCUCAUGCGUGUCCUCCCUGCAGGCCACCCCCACAGCCCACACAAGGUGCACGGGCUCGCCACGCCCCGCCAACACGUGCGCGGACGCACGCACGCACUCCUCGCACGUGGGCUUACGCGAAUACCAGCUUUCACUGCCACUCGCUCGCGGCCAGAUUCACAGGCCUGUCCCGGCCCACUCGCAGCUCCCCUCUGCCGCUCCCUCCGCCGGGCUCAGGGGUACUCGUAGCUGAUUGUGCGCGCCUGAGUGAGGGUCCCAGAUCGCGGCCGCCCAGGACCAGGCAAGGACUCCAGAGCCUCCUCUCACCUCUCCCACCUGCGCCCCGGGCUGGGCUGGGUCGCCUGGGGGGCGGCCUGAGCGAGGCGCGGGGCCAGGAGCGCUGGAGCGACUCCCGCUCUAAGUGUCGGGCGGGUGGGACUCUACGACCCUUGGGCCAGAGGUCCGGAUGGUCCCGGGACUCCGUCUCAGGGGUGGCGACCCCUCAACCCAGAAGCCUCGAGCAGGCGGACAGGCAGAGCUGCCCAGUGGCCUGAGGCGCGGCAGGGCUCGGCGUUGGGCGAGUGAGUGAGCCUCUAUAGGACAGCAGGCCUGGGACUCCAGUGGCACCAGCGGCCCCUUCCUCCCGCAGGAAGUGAAAGCCUGGAGCGCCCUGGCUCUCAACCCCCAGAGAUACAGGCUUUUGGCGCCGUCGUGAUCACAAUGUGCCCAGCGAUCUAGGGUCAGAGAUUUGGAGGUGACCAAACUAUCUGAGACUCUAACAAGUCCUGUCUCCUCUGGCGGAUGGAAAGCUAUAGGCUCUGCCAGAUGCCAGGGUGCCCUUAUGUGUGAGGAAACUACAAUAGUAAAAAACACAAGUUUCCCCAACUCCAGGAGCUUUUAUUCAAAAUAUAUCUAUGCCUAACUCUGCUCCUAGGACUGUAUUUUGAAACAUCCCCAGGUGAUUUUGAUAGCUGAUUGAGAGAAACUUACUAUAUAACUCCUUUGAGAACCUCAUCUCAUUUGCUCUUCCCACCAUUGCUGUUGGCUAGGUACUAACAUACCUCUCUUAUAACAGCUUCACAGAGGUCAAGUGACUUGCAAGUGACAGAGCAAGUAAGAGAGAUUCUAACCCCUGUCUAACUCCAGAAAGUGUGCUUUUAAUUUCUUGGCACUUGGAACUUUAAAAGUUUGAGGACAGGAGAGGGGAGUUGCCUCUGCUGGGAUUUUGCUUCUGCUGGGAUGGGGCAAGGGUGGGGUUCCUUCCCUUUUAGGACCUUACAUGUGGGGAAAGUCUUCUGCGGCUCCUCAUUUCUGAGCAGUCCCCGCAGCGCAAACUUGGCUCAAACUCACCUUAUGUAGGUUGAGUUCCCCCAGCUCCCUUUCCUCCUAUCACAAUCACUGCAUUUCCAUGUAGAUUCUGCUGUGUCUAAGAAAACAGUGGCUGAGGGCUUGCCAUCCCUGUGCCCUUCUCCGUGGCAGCUCCAGAAUGGUGCUAGUGACUCCCGAUACACCUGGAAUGCUAGGUUUCUGGGUUCUGCUCAUAUCACUGCCACCUGUGAGCCUUGAGUGAGCACUGGCAGUUCUGGAGCUUCCUUCUCCCUGGAGUAAUCUGAGAUACUCACACUCUCUGCUUCUGGGAGCAAGUAUGAUUAUUAAUUACCAGCCCACCCCAGAACCAGUGAGGAGGUGGCUCUAGGAGUGCUCCAUGAGAGUGUGUGAUGGGAUAACACAUCCCCUGGAAAGACCAGAAGGGACUCAGGAAUGAAGUGGCUGGCCAGAGCCCCACACCUUCAGCUAGGUGGGAGAUGGCUACAAAUCAGCCCCUUGGGAGCCCUGGAGACUUAGUUGGCCCUGCUUGGAGGCUGUGGGAGCUGGAUCCCUCCCCCCUGCAUCCCUUCCAUUUUUCUCCGUCUCAGACAGAGCAGCCUUGUUCUCUUCUCCUUAGUCACAGACCAUUGUCUGGCACGGAGUUCUAGGGGUGAGAAGUGUCCCGGGACUUGGAUGCCCUGCAAAGGCCCAAUCUGGCAUGACUCCUAAAUUAAUAAUGUAUUUAGCUGUGGGAAGAGAUUCUUGUGAGCCAAGGGCCCAGAGAAGGUGUCCCUGUGAAUGUGUCACUGCACAACCUGGCACCAAAAGGGUUACCAGGAGCAGCAGCCAUCUUGCUGCAGAGGAUGCUUUGUUCCCAGCUGAGGAGUUGAAUAAAUUCAUUCUAGGGCUGGUAGAAUUCUCACUGAAAAGCCUCCUCUGCCACUUUAGGGGGCUUUCUCUGCACCUCUUCCCCCAGUUCCACAGAAGAUGCCUUCAGUCCUUGAAUUUUGGCUCAGGAGUUCUGACUCUGGGGGCAGGGAGGAAGGGGCCAUUUCUUUAGGAAAGGAGUCUCAGCUUGCUCACUGUGGUCAGAUGAAAUGUGAUUUAUCUCUUGGUUUCUGGUACCUCAGACCUCUGAGACCUGAGGUGUAUUUUGUCUUUGGAGAUGAGUCCAACCCUGCCCCCUCUUAGCCUGUUUUCUUCUCUGUGCCCACUCCCCUCCUUCUCUCCCGGCCCAUCCCUAGGGGCUCGGGUGACAUUCUAACUUCUCAUGGGUACUCAGCCCCUUUCCCUCUGUUUUCU